Lactuca virosa is the source of this 2279-nucleotide messenger RNA. The record is from the annotation of a GenBank genome assembly. Lineage: Eukaryota; Viridiplantae; Streptophyta; Magnoliopsida; Asterales; Asteraceae.
AUGGAACGAUUUUGCCGCCCCAAAAUCUUGCCUAGCAUAGUUUCCGUUCACUCGAUCGAACACAAGUUCCUUUCCCGGAGCCCUAGGUUCUCCUCUGUUUUUGCCAAUUAUCCGCUAUUGAGCUGUGGGCACAGUCGUCUAAUGCAUGUACACUCGAACACUUACAUGAGGCGAGGAAUACUUGGUGGGAGGGAACUCCUGCACGUUGAUAGAAGAACAUGGGAAAUUCAACAUUCUACUCAUUUUCUAAAUGCCUACAAUCUCACUGCACUUAAAGCAUUUCAUUCACUUGAGAAGAGACAUCAGAAAGGAUUACAAUAUGCAAACAUGUCUUCUCAAACUGUGCUAACAAGAAACAGUAGUAGUGUAGCCAGUGAAAGCUUGCAAGAGUUGCAUUCACCAUUUACAUACGAAGCUGCCAUGGAAGCGCUUUCAUCUCUGAUCACUGGAAAAAGACGUGAUGGAAAUGCAAAUACAGAUGCUAAAUACAAGAAGCUUGAGAGGAUGUCAAUGUAUGUCCAGAUAUUAGGCAUAGAGAAACAAAUUGCUGACCUUAACAUUAUCCAUGUUGCUGGAACCAAAGGAAAGGGUUCAACAUGCACAUUUUGUGAAGCAAUUUUAAGGGAGAGUGGUUUUAAAACUGGCUUGUUUACUUCUCCACAUUUAAUUGAUGUGAAAGAAAGGUUUCGUCUUAAUGGGUUGGAAAUAUCCGAAGGGCAAUUUUUACUAUAUUUUUGGGGUUGCUGGCAUCAGUUGAAGGAUAAAGUCACAGAAGACCUGCCAAUGCCUCCACUCUUUCAGUUCCUUACUCUACUGGGAUUAAAGAUAUUUGUAUCCGAAAAGGUCGAUGUUGCUAUUAUUGAAGUUGGUCUUGGAGGGAAAAACGAUUCAACGAAUGUGAUUCAGGAUCCUACUGUGUGUGGCAUUACUUCUCUUGGUUUUGAUCACAUGGAAAUUCUCGGAGAUACUCUUGAAAAGAUUGCUUCACAUAAAGCUGGGAUAUUUAAGCCUCAAGUUCCUGCAUUCACUGUACCCCAACUUCCUGAAGCAAUGGAUGUUCUUAACCAGAGGGCACAUGAAGUGGAGGCUCCAUUGCAAAUAGUAGCACCACUUACAUACGAAAGGUUGAAAGGGGUGAAGCUAAGUCUAUCUGGUGAUCACCAGCUUGCAAAUGCUGGGCUUGCUGUUUCUCUUUGUAAAAGUUGGCUCAACACUACAGGAAACUGGGAAAAAUUGUUCCCAAAUGUGAGUUAUAACAGUUUACCAGAGGCAUUUUUGAGGGGUCUUUCAAGUGCAUAUCUUCCAGGAAGGGCUCAAAUAGUUCAUGACUCGUGUUUGGGGUUAAAUGAUCAAAUGGGAUCUGAUAAAAGUUGUUGUGGGGAGUUGAUCUUUUACUUGGAUGGAGCUCAUAGUCCUGAGAGCAUGGAUGCUUGUGCUAAAUGGUUUUCUAAUGUUGUCAAGGAAAAGAUUCAUAGACCAGUCUCAUCUUCCUUUUCUAAAGGUGAAAACGUGGAAGACGUUUGUAGUAAUGGCUGCAUUCAACAGGAAGAAUCUAAAACAAUAUCCAAAAGGAUUCUGUUGUUUAAUUGCAUGGAUAUGAGAGAUCCAGAAGUUAUUCUUCCAAGACUUGUGGAUAUAUGUGCUUCAUCAGGUUCUGAUUUCUCAAAAGCAAUUUUUGUCCCAAGUAUCUCAACAUACAGCAAGGUUACUUCUGGUUCUUCAGACAUCCCUUUGAGCAUCCCCUCAAAGGAUCUGACAUGGCAGUUCAACCUCCAAAGAGUUUGGGAAAGAAUUAUUCAUGGAAAAGACAUUGGGGUAAACAAAAGUGUGAAACUGAAGAUGGAAGCUGUUGAAAAUUCACCACCUCCUGAAUUCCUGUAUGAUGAUGAUGAUAUAUCUCACUGCAAUCCUGCAAAUGGAAACUUUAGUUGCAGUGCAGUUUUUCCAUCACUACCCUUGGCAGUUUCAUGGUUAAGAAAAUCUGCUAGAGAAAACCCUUCACUUAGGCUUCAGGUUCUUGUAACUGGAUCGUUGCAUCUUGUUGGUGAUGUCUUGAAGCUACUGAGGAGGUAGUUAUUAAUUAUUAUGUCAUCUUUGAAAAUUCUUAUACAAAAAAUGCUAUCAACAUUUAAAUGUUCAAUUGUAAACAUCACGAUUACUAUUUUUGACUUAUACAAAAUUGAAGGAAAAUCAUGGCAACACUUCUAGACUUUAGUUGAUAAUGAAUAAUUCAAAAUGUCUUGUAUAACUAUAUUGUAUCACAUUUUUAGCAUGUACUU